Messenger RNA from Amoebophrya sp. A25, 8581 nucleotides. Lineage: Eukaryota; Dinophyceae; Syndiniales; Amoebophryaceae. The record is from the annotation of a GenBank genome assembly.
UAGGAAUCUAGUUUGAAGAAAGUACGUGCUCGAUCCUCUAGCGCCGUCUCUCUUCUUACUCAUGCUAUCGCCGUGGUGUACUAAAUCCAAGUAAAAAAGAGUUAAAAGAUUAAAUUAAAUCUUCACGCAUUUGAUUAUUCUCGCACCUAUUAUGGCUUUGCUUCAGUCGGGUGCCAUAGAUAACUACACUUAUUAACACGAUUGAGAACAAACAAAAUGAGUAAAGCCGUGGUACAGAAAGCCUCUGCAAGAGGGGCGAAGAAUGCAUCGAUAAGCGAUUUUUGUACGGAGACCGCGAAAAAAAUGUGGGAUUUGUUAUGCCUUGGGCCGUACGAUCACGGGUGUUACAAAGCUUUCGAACUGGCGUACAACGAGUCGGUACUUUUGUCUUCAUUUUAUAGCUUAUCUGAUAGAACCUAGUCGCAAUUUGAAGCAGAUUGUAGGCGCAUGAACGGAGGGCGCAAAGCUUAGCGACGCAUGUGCCUCCUUGCGAAGUCGUGGGAAUGUGAAUGCAACAGAUCGGCCGGCUGCCAGUGAAAACAAUGGCGGAGCCUCGCCCGGCUGGUGUAGCCGUGCCCAUGUCUCUCCAGACUGCCGCCGAUGACAAUGGCGCGCGGAUUUAUGUGGCUUGAGAUACGGGCGCCGCCGUGUGUUGUCUUCGAAGCAACACACCGGGAGACGCUCGGCGACGUGGUUGCCAGCCCGCGCAUGGCUCUGAUUGCUCCGCCGUAGCGAGCCAGAGGCCGCCUGGUUAUCAUGAUGGGGGCGCAAGUAUUGGCGCGGUGUUUCGUCAAGGCUGGCCGCAACAUCCUUCGCCGAGGGGAUGACAUUCGCAGAAAUGUCUCCGGGGCGUUUCCGGUGGUGGUUCAGGAAACUGCGCCCCAUGCCAAGCGAAGCCAGCCCCUCAGCCCUCACCGAGGCAGGCGGGGCCGCGUUAUCUUGGCGGCGAUAGCGUCGAGGGUGAAUGCAUGGCGCACCUCGCCCGGCAGCUUUGCCCGUUGCUUAUGUAUGCGAGUAGCUAAAUGACAGGGACCCCCAUCCCUUGCCGAUUCGCUGCGCCAGGUGGUGGCACUAAAACGCUGGGCGGCAUCGAAAGCGCUAGCGUGUUCUUAUCGGGGUCAGCGUGGCAGGCCAUGGAGGUCGUCACCAAUACACAGAGGCGGCGCUAAAGCCGGGAGAGUGCCCAUAUACUCCAGCGGGCCGCUGGCAUUAUACCCGGAGCUUGUCGCCUUAUCUUUUCUGGGAUGACGAAAACAGACGCCGCCAGAUUGCUUUAGCUAUGCUUCACGCUAAAGACGCCGGCUCGCGUUGGUCGAAAAAUCGAGAGGGAGCACGCCGCGGAUGCCUUAAAUUUUCUGGCCGUGGAGGACAAGGCGUCGCCGAGUGAUCGAAAGAAGGGGCGGGCCCUCCGCUGCGGUGGGUUACGUGGCUGCGGGAGUGAGGUGGCAGCCAUUUGCGGCGGUGGUGUGGUCGAGAGUAGUACCCGCCAAGAUUAGCCUCAAGAUCAAGAUGAAGGAACAACGGGAUGACAUCUGGGCCCGGACUCAUCGCAGCCACCGGCAUGCUCUAGAAAGGCGCAGGACAAGGACCGCAAAAAAGGCGGCGCAUCUUCGGCGUCACCUCUAGAAAUUUCGCCAGCGUCCACGAGACGCAAGUGCUGGUGAGUUUGUAUCUUUGCUGCGCGAGCGGUUAGCCGUAAAUGGGCUGCGUGGGCUUUGCAAAGGGGGAAGGCGCCAGAGCAAAUAACAAAGCACCUGCGUGAGUUGGAUGCUGUGGGCGGCUUGGAUACCUAACGCGCAAAGUUCCUGCGCUCGCAGUUAAUUGCUUUGGUGGCGUAGUCGCUACCGUCAAGAAGUCCAAGGCUGACGACCUCGACCAUGACUCCGCAGCAGUUUCGCCGGUCGCUUGUUCCGCGCAUCCGCUCCACCAAUCAAGGCGCCGCCGAUCGCCACAAUUCAAGCAAGUGGCCCGGCAAUUUCGUGGGUGGCCUGCGGUUCUGAAUAUUGUGGGCCCAGUCUUGGCUGUGCUCCUUUGCUGCUCGGGUUCUGUGCUUGUGUCUGAGGGCUGUCGUGUGUAAUCUUCCACGAGGUUCGUCGACUUUUCUGCCGCUUAUUCUCUUGACUCUGGGCGGGUCAGUGUGGGCGUCGACGUAAUUCUUCUCGAAGUGUGUAGCCUUUCUACUUAUUAUCACUUUCUUGCAAUAUUAGUCAUUUUCAUCUUUCUUCUGCCGGGCAUGAGCAGGCACUUUUUGUAUCGACUCUCUGUGAUAGUUCGCCAAUUCGUUUACUUUACCGACCUUCCUUUACAGAAAAUGCGAGUUGUCGAUGCGUGCGUGUUCAUUUUAUGGAUGAAGGGAAUCGACUGGAAAAAAUUUCAAGACAAAGUGAGUCGCAACGUGCCGAAUCGUACUCAUCCAAUUAUGUUUAUAUUUAUGUGAUGUUGUGGGUUGUUACACAUGCACCAGUGUCAUUUUUUACGAAUCUCAAAGCUUAAGCUUGGUAUGAAACAAGUAACAGCUUGGCUUCAAUACCUAUUGCGUUGUUCUUCUAUCAAUCACAUUACUGAAACUAUUUUUAUCGUGCGACGAUAACGCAAGCAGGUCACAUGCAGUACGUCAUGCUGUUCACCAAUUUGAAUACGAAAUUCGAGAAAAUUUGCUUCGAGAAAGAGCCGGAGUAUGGGAAGCCAACGAAAAUGAUUGUGGUGAAGUUGACGCGUGACGACUUCGCUGUCUUUUUGGUAUUUAUUUAUAUCACCCGAAUGCGUUAGGUUUAUUGACUGGGCUGGAUAUCACUCAUGAUCAGUGUCAUGGUAGUAGUGUCUACUCUGUAAUUUUUUUUUCCACAUCUACUCUCAAGGUGCGAGAGCUUGUUAUUUAUGUAUCAUUUUGAUGCGGUCAUCUCGAUUUAAUUUCACGCUUGCACUUGCAGGAGUACCUCCUUCCGCUUCUCGAGGCAAAAUCGACGCAAGGGUGCAUUCAGAGUUGCGCUGCAGCACUAAAUACUUUGGCUUCCAACAACCCGAAAGUGCCAACAGAUGACCCAGAUGAGGAAAUUGAAGUUUUUUUGAGCAUCCUGGGAGCAUACGUAAUCCCAUACGAAAUAAAAAACGCCGAGUUCACGAAAACACAUCAAGAAAAUAUCCUUGCCUCGGAGCCAUGGAAGGAAUCGAAAGACGUACUUCUCAUAAGUGUUUCAUUUAUUUCCUCCUGGCUGAAUAUCUUAUGUUUUCUCAAGUUUGAUUGUAUUAUACUGAAAAUCAUGACAUUCCUUAGAUACACACUCGGUAGUCUUUUUUUAACUCGUCAUCGAUUGGCUAUCGCUCUAGGUGUACGAGCGUGCAAUGACGGAGUAUCCGGAUUUGAUGGCACGUUGCCCAACGGGAGUGAAGCACAGAGAAAUGUAUCAGCGACUACAAUGCCGCCGGGAUGCAGCUCUAUUAUACAGCUUCAUCUACAACAAAAGUCUGCCGGUAGAGUUGGCGAAUGACGCUGACCGCCUGGCGCAGCUCGGAUUGACGAAGGCACACGUCAAGUUUAACGACGAUCGCCGCAAGCGAUUAGGAUAUCUGGUGGCUGAUGAGGAUCUCGAUGACAACGAUGACGGCAAAGACAUGAAGCCAGGCACUUAUCAUUUAUGUUGCGUGGUCGUCUGUCUAGCUUGUGCUAUAUGAUUAGAGCUGUGAUUUUAUUACAAGAAGACCGAACGUAUGUUGUAGGACAUCUUUUACUUUCCUUUCGUAAUAGAAUAGAGUCAGAAACUUAGUUUUCUUUAUGCACUUACGUUCUUCAUGAAAAUCAAUCAGCAUGUGACGAAGCAAAUAGGAAGAGGUCUCGCGCGCAAAGUUUAGCCGUUGCAGAAGCUUCUCCCGUUCCUUCUCCGCCCGCCAAGAUGUAUUUCUCUAUAAGUUUCAUACAUGUUAAAUUUUCUUUCUUCAGAAGUAUCCUGUUCUUGAAGACAGUGGAAACGACUAUGGUAGUAUUCGUGCUUUCAAGGUUGAACUUUAAAUUAACAUGGGAGUCUCAUUCUUUCUUCCGUUAGAAUUUAAAACGUAUUAUUAUCAGUCAAGACGUGUCCGAGUCUCCGGCUGGUUCGCAUACUGGUUUUUUGGAACGUGGAUCAUCGUCUUUUUCUGCUCCUGACCUGAUUCGGGGUGCCCCUGGCUCUGCGCGUUUGUUCUGGGGUGGAGAUUCGCAGUCUUCCAUGCACCUUGCAGACCUUCGACAAGGAAGAGAUCCUGAUCCUGCUACUACUGCUGGCGGACUAGAAGCGUCUGACUCUGGUGUGCUCUCUUCCUCCCGCUCCUUACAGAAAUCAUCUGCGUCUUAUAAGGAAAAACUACUACCGGAAGAAGAAAAAAAUGAUGAACCAAACAACAACAACAACAUGAUGGAAGUCGACAUGGAAAAAAAAAUGUUGGAACAAACUACAUCUUCUCACGGAGUGCUUGCUUCGACUCCUGCCGGUGCAGCUAUUCAUGCGACUCCAGAAGGUGCGCGUAGUGUUGCUCAGUCCGCUAGCAGUAUUCCUUCCAGUGCUAACGCCCUCUUCCAGCUGCAACAAGAGCAACAGCUUCAAGUAGCACUUGCGAGCCAACAGCUUCUUUUAAAUCAGCAACUGCUUGCACAAAAUCAAAUGCUUGCUCCAGGGUUUCCAUUUGGCAUGAGCAACGUAAUGAACAUGCAGAUGGCAAUGGAGAGUCAGAAUGGUAUCUCAAGCCUUUCGGUGCAGGGACUGGAGCGUUUGCAAAACACAAACCGCGCGCUAUCAUUGCAACCAGAGCCCGCCAGCGUGUAUUGUUUUAUCUACAUUUUUAGUACUACGUACUCGAAACGUUUUUGAAGAUAGACUCGUGAGAGUAUUUCUGUUUCUGUGAUCGUCUUUCAUAGAUAUUUGCUAUGCGUCGUUCUUUCUCAUUUACUCUUAUUAUGAUUCCUUCAUCUAUUUCAUGCGCGUGCUCUACAACCCGAUAGGUUGCCGAAGCGCAGCAUCAAUUUUGGCAAGGUUUUUACUCCUGCUGGCAAGACUACGGACGACAACAAGGAAAAUGAAGAAGCUGCCGCGACUGUGGUAAAUACUCCUCGAGAGUCUAAUGUAGGAGAACCAGACGCGAGUACGACGACGCUGCGCCACGAGCCUGAGCAACCAGCUCAAGCGACAACUAUGCACGCUCCGGCACCGCCGAAAAAGAAGAGUAAGAAAACUUGGGCACAGAAACAACGUCAAGCACAAUCUGCAGAAGUGGGAUUCAUCGACUCUAUGGAAAAAGUACUCUAUUUGAGACUUCUUCAUCAGUCAGAAGGUUUUUGCUUUGAUUCAUCAUUACUAGGAAAUAACGUAUAAGCACUUUGCGUUUUAUUAAUGUUUGAGAUUACGAAAGCGUCCCAUGAUCAUUUUGUCCUCAUCCUCACUACAGCCAUUGGAGUACGAUUUCAAAAACGAAGAAAAAUUUUGGGCAGCUGUUCUAUUAGCAGAGGCGUACUUGAAGAAGAAAGAAGCUCCGAAGUUUGCUCGUUCGAUUGCCGACGAAGUUAAGGACUAACAGGGAAAAACCCACUAAGUUUCAUCAGCUCAGCAACGUGCGGCAGCACUGUCAUCACGUUCUUCGACAGAAGCAUUAUAUGUGAAUAUUGAAAGUAAGAACGUCGCUCCUGGUCUCUCGUAAUGUCUCUGGUAUUUUCUUAAAGGAGAGGACCUCAUUGUGUAGGAUAAUGCUUUUUCUCCUUCAUCUUCCACAAAUUCAAUCUAUGUUUCUAAUACGAAUAAAGCCGUGGCUUUUUGGGCUUUAGAAAUGAUUGAUUCGAAAACUGAGGACCUUAUCGCGGCGCGUGAAAAAGAUCAAGAGCGCUUGAUCAAACUCUGCGACGACAACGAAGAGUACGUCAAUGUUGCCCAAGAGUACGGAAGGGAACUCAUGGCUUACCGCACCGACAUUAUCAUUUUACGGACAAAGUUUAACUUGAAAAAUACUUGCCGGUUUUUAAUGCGGUGCGCUAUAGAAAAGUGCGAAAAUUAACUUGCGUAAUGCAAUGCGUGACAAUUCACUAUUUUGCAGCGCUACUUCUUACUUCGCGGGGAAGGACUUUCUGUCUAUCUUGGUGUCAUGUCUCUAAUCAAGAAACUUUUACAAGAAGGACUGGUAGCAGAUUUCUUCAAAGUCAUCGGAGACUGCAAAUGUGCGGCGAACGUCAAUAAAGCAGCGCACGCAGUGCAAAAAGUUGCAACCGAGACUCGAGGAGACUUGGGCUAUGGAUAGUCUUGCGUUUCUGUAAAAAGAUAGAGUGUUAGCAUUUCGUAACUUUCUUGGUUUAGAUCAUCUGCGUUAUACUGUUACUGGCUAUGCGAUUCGUACUACAGAGCCACGGGCUCUUAGUAAUCUAGUCGUUGCGAAUAUCACCACAGUAUUAAUUAAUUUUUCUAGGAUAGUUCACGAGAAGAGAUCGCUACCAUUGUGUAGUGUUAAUCUUUCUACGUUCUUCUAACACACGGUUCCGGGAGGCAUCGCACUACAUGCGAUUGUUGCGAAGCUGGCUAUGACGAAGAAAUCCAAAACUGUUGCUGCUCUCCUCCCCCGAGGAGUUACAGCUGAUCCUGUAGCUAAUUUCUUGGAACAAUUGCGCAGCUUGGACCGCGUCGUACCAGUUUUUUAUACUCAAGCUUUCUAUGUUCUCUUGUAGGAUCAUGAUCUUGAUACGCCUUCGUCUCAGCAUGGUGAAGCACUCAUGAAGAGUUACGACUAGCAAGCAUGUGCGAAGUUCGGAAACAAGUGGCGCAAUGAUGUAGUAUGAAAAUCGAAAAAGUUUCUUUAUGCCUAAUUUUUACCCUUAAACAGAUCUGUCACGGAUUGAUUCCGAACGCACCACCACCGAGCAGCAACUAUAAUCGAGUCGUCGUGGAGGAGAAAGUUUAUCUUCUUGCGAAGCAGGCUUCUUUGGUUGUCGAUACAGCUGCUUAAGAAAGUCGUUAUCUUCUAUCAAGAAGACUCUCCUCGACGAUCAUGGUAAGACUUUGACUUAUCUCAGUCGAGUAGGGUCGUCUUAAAAUUCAUGAAGAUAAUGAACCUACAGCCCUUCUAAUCCUAACAACAUGCAGAAUUACUUUUAAGAUAUUGGAAAUUAGAUCCGAAGUCCUCUAUGAUUUGAUAUACUGAUGGCGUAUCUUUAAGUUUAAAGUGUAUGACGAAAUAACGCGAGCACUCUGAGUGCUCUGGUUUGUAGUUAUUCUUAAUAAAAAGCCUUUUCUUUCGUCUUGUUCUAACGUACUCGACUUCGGCGAGUGGGGAGUCGCAUUUUCUUACCAAUAGCGCGAUGCUGGUGUCGCGAUACAUGGCGUACAUUUGGUAUGGUGUUGACCAGGACAAUCCAUUUUAUUUAUGGCUACAAGGACCCUACUUAUUCUUAUGUCAUCCCUCAACGGUGUACACUCGAUGCCUCUAUGUACUACUACUGCGUUUAGGUUCUCGUCUCUUUUUCUAGAAUGAAGGCUUAAAGAUAUGUAACGAAGUCAAAACGUAUCAACAAAAUAGGAAGGGGAGAUGGUGAGAUAAUCGCGUUUGAUCGCAAGCGAGCUGCGUGGUGUGAAUUUCUCUAAUGUCUACUUACGAGACGCCAGCCGCUGAACGCCGCGCGCUGCUUGACCAAUCUUUCCGACGGGUACUAUGAUACUUAUAUAUUCACUAUAUUCUCGCGUAGAACCUCCUGAAUGAGCGACGAAUCUACUUUCUCUUUGGUGUUGAGUAUUACCAAGUGCGCCAUCUACUGAAGGCGUAUACUCAUUUUCUAUUCAAAUGCUUUGGAUUAUUUACAUGGAUGGUGACUUAUCUAACAGGCUUCGCGGCAAAGCUUAUUGACGCCGCUGACAACGUAUCGAGACACCUGGGAUGAGUCAAAGGACCUACAUUCUAGCAAACUGCUGCUCAACAUUUAUAACUCCGUGGACCGACUAUGUGAGAAAACGUUCACCGUUUUCAUCUACCCGAUUAUUCGAAGUGAGCACUUUCCCCCGAAAGCAGACUCGGCAGGAGAAGCCAAGGAAGCAAUCAAGAACGACCCGUUAUACAGGUACUCAAUCUAGUAGAUAAGAACGUGCUUCAACAUUCGCCAGGCUAUCGCACUUAGCGUGCUAGCUGGAGUGGAGCCCCCUGGUGAAACUAAACAUCUAGAAGAAAAUCGCGAGGGAAUACUCUAAGCAAUCAUAACGAACUAAUCAACAACUUGCGAUACCAUUACACAGUCUACAUCUCGUCUAACUCAUUUUCUCACUUUUCCUUUCAAACCACUCUAAAAAGGUUUCUCCCGAUGCAUGUCGGAGGUUUGGAGCCGCUCUAUGAGGAGAUUGCGAGUUUCUAUUUGCGAAAGAAAUUACAGGAGCAAGCAGUUUCUAGCAAAGCGAAAUCAGCGGCCGUAUCAGAUAUGAAUAAGCAAGUGGAUUCUCGAAUGCUAAUCCGAGAGGUGCACAGCGAUGGAGAAGACGAAAUCGACUCACGCGACCCCAACCGAAAAGUACAGGUUGCUGGAGGUCUUCGUAGGAAGGCAGUGCAGGAGGCUGACUUAUCCUCUUCGGACGGAAAUGAAUCAAACUAG